This is a messenger RNA of Cherax quadricarinatus, 2755 nucleotides long. Lineage: Eukaryota; Metazoa; Arthropoda; Malacostraca; Decapoda; Parastacidae. The record is from RefSeq and is a predicted model, not a curated record.
ACAGUGGUGUCAGUGGCGCAGCCCACGUCGAGCGCAAUUGCCUGGCGACGGUAGUGUCAGUGGAGCAACCCUCGCCGUAGAUGACUGUCAUCCUGAGCAGUGGUGUUGUCUGGACACUGAGACACUGAGUGCUGGUUGUCGUCACUACUUCAAGAGGAAUAUUAUGGUGCAGAGGCGAGCUUUCAAACCGACAGACAUGGAUGAUCGCUUGAAGAUCGUGCUGCUGUGGAUGAAAGGCACGACAGUACGUGACAUAGCACUGAAGACAGGCUCCAGUGUCUCCACCGUCUACAGGUGGAUAAAGCGGUGGCAGCGAGAGGGUAACAUUUACGGCUCGGGACGUCGUAUACCUAUGAGUGUUCCAGCUAACUUACCUCCUUUGCCAAACACGGUGAUGGACCUCACUCAAGCAUUCGUGAUCUGUUGCUCGCCAAAUAUGUGUCUGAAUGAGUUUCACAGGAGGGAGGACAGCUAUUGGUCGCCAUCCUUCUCUCACUGUGUUAACCUAUUCAAGCCAGAUUACAACUUUGGACUCUGCAUGGAAUAUGUGGAUGCCUCCACAAAUCUAGUUGGACACAUUGCGGUGGAUGAAGUGAAAAACUCGCUCAUGUUUUAAAACACACGAAAAGAGAAGAUUCCUGUUUGUUAAUAUAAGAACUGAAAAGCAGCCACAACCUGCUCUGUAACAAUGAAGAUAGAAAAAAAAAAUACCACGGGCGGGGUUAGAACCCGAGAUCAGAGAGUCAAUGAAGAUAGACCCAGAGUAGCAAAACAUCCCCCCCCCCAAAAAAAAAGAACAUAAACUGAUAUUCAAAUAGAAACGAGUUAGAGAAGACAGAAAAUUACUUUGCAUUAUUGGCUCUACAAGAAACUAUAAUACAAGUGGUAGAUUAUAAUACGUUGCUUCCUUUCCAUUACUUGUUAUAAAAUCGUAUGAGUCAUAUGACACUAUGAUAAAAUAUAAACAUGCAUUAGAUAUCAAAUAAUUCAAAGUUAUCUUAUGAAAUAAUGUUAAGAUACUAUAUAUGUCAUUUAGUACAUAACUACAAGGUAUAUCCUAAGACAUAAAUCACAUAUAUUACACAAAUUAAGACGUUACCAACAUCGUCUUAAUAAUAAUAGGCUUUUAUUUUUCUAAUAUCUCCAAGUGUAUCCUUUAAAUUCUUGAUGAUCUUCGGACUUGACUUCAUUAAUUAAUUGUCCUUGUCUACUAUUAAGGUGGCUCAUGGUUUUGCAGGCAAAGCUCUCGCUUCACACGCUUAGAGUUCGGGUUCGAUUCCCGGUAAGGGUAAACACCUUGUGUGUGUUUGGCUACACCUGUUGUUUUUGUUCACCCAUCAGUAAAGAAGAGUAUCUGGGUGUCAGCCAACUGGUGUGGGUCGCAACCUGGGACAAAAUUGACUUAAUUUGCCCGAAAUGCUUAGCCUAAUGUCUUCUAUACGGUAGUAUGUCGUUGAUGUCAGCUAUGUCUUGUAUACCUUGUAUAUGUACUAGUAAAAAUAAAAAUUCUUCUUAAUAUUAUUUGUAUUAUCAUCAUCUCUGGUUACAACCAUGACUAGUCUCGCUCGUCUGGUUUAGCUUUAGCCUCACAUAAUUUUGCUUGGUCUCGCCUUACUUUCCUCUGGCCAAGCCACUACCGUUCUGUAUGGUACACACUAUGAAAGCCUAAUAACCCUUGCAAGGUUACAGAAAAACUUUGAAUUCAAACAUGGAAAAAAUCUGCUGCCAAACACCGCAGAUAUAAACUAACAUAACUACAUACGCCAUACCCUUCAAUGAAGAUCCUUUGUCGUGAUGGUGGAGCUCUUGAUCUGAAGAAAUAUUCCUCUUCUCCCAUUACUCGUAUGGAUUGUAAAUACCCCAACCUGAGAGAAAGAAAAGGAAUCACUGUCGGCCCAGUGAUCAUGUAACUUCCGUUUUUAGUGCUAUGGUGGCUGUCAUCCCACCUGAUGGAUACUGGAUCACCUAAAGGCCUAUCAGGCGACUCUCCACUGAUACGUCGUGUGGCUAUCUGGAAGGGUCUCUGAUGGUCGAAGUACCAGUGGAGGAUGCUUUCGGAUCCAGGAGUGGCGAUUAUUCCUGGUUUGCCAACCUUGCUCGCUCAGUUCUGGAAGUGCGAUUCUAAAUUUGUAGGUCAAGCUGUGGUUUCUAGGAAGCAACAGUACUAUCUGUUGGAGUGGAGAGGGCCGUAGUUCAGGGUAUACUUGGUUUCUUUUCAUUUAUUCUUGAAGCUACCCUUGUAGAUGAAUGGUUCAAAGAACCGACACGCUGUUAAAUUAGACACAUGUGCAACUCUUGGGUAUCUUUAUUGAGGAAACGUUUCGCCACGAGUGGCUUCAUCAGUGCAUACAAAGGAUAAACUUGAAAAACAGGAGGAGAAUGAGUUAAUCAGUCCCUCAACCUUGAGUCGAUGUGGUCAGUCCAUCAAUCUUGAAUAGAAUACGGCAUAUGGGCGGAGAAGCAGCUUAUAAACCGUAUGGCAGGAGAGGUGCAGCAGUCGUAGGUGGUGUCAUAUUUGUCCAAUGUGGAAGUAGGUCGUGCCCAAGGGUUGAGGGACAGAUUACCUCAUUCUCCUCCUGUUCUUCAAGUUUAUCCUUUGUAUGGACUGAUGAAGCCACUGUGUGGCGAAACGUUUCCUCAGUAAAGAUACCCAAGAGUUGCAUAUGUCUAAUUUAACAACGUGUCGGUUUUUUGAACCAUUCAUCUACAAUCCUGUCAGACACUGCAGCUUCUUGGGAUCUUAAUACCUGGGAAU